Molecule: messenger RNA, 2881 nt
Organism: Aedes albopictus (Asian tiger mosquito)
Lineage: Eukaryota; Metazoa; Arthropoda; Insecta; Diptera; Culicidae
Gene: l(2)41Ab
Product: coiled-coil domain-containing protein 40
Exons: 6
Coding region: 122-2770 (882 amino acids)
Biological process (GO): axoneme assembly
Cellular component (GO): cytoplasm
Source: RefSeq, a predicted model, not a curated record
ACGUUUAAUCGAUAACCGUGCCGGAAGCGAUCACUCUAGGCAACCGGAAAGUCUGUUUAUCACUGACGCCAGUUUUCUUGUGUCACAUCGAAAGCAAAGAACAUUUGUCUAGCGGUUUAUCAUGAAUUACGAAGAGAAUCCAACUUCAAUCAGCGUCCAGGCCGACGAAUUCAAUGCCUCGGUCGUGGAUCAAUCGGGAGUGCUGGAGAAAGAUCAUCCAUUGUUGGAGAGGUUCCAAGCAGCCUUGAAGGCUCAUUUGCUCAGGGUGAAAGAUCAACUUGAGGAGGAGAUUGCUGAGCUGGAUCAUCGGCUGGAGCAAAAUGAGAAGGAAUCCGAAGAGGUCGGUGCCCGGUUGUAUGAUCUGCAGGAAGAGAUCGACAGCCAGAAGGAAUUGCUGGACAUCUACAACAAGGAGAUCAUGGAGGUAUCAACUAGAAGGCAAGUUGCCGAGCAAGCAGCAUCGGAGUACAGAAAGGAAUACGACGAUCAAAAUCGAAAGUAUAAGGAGUUCAAGAAGGUCUACAACGAACAUCUUCAAGAGUUGGAUAACUUGACUGCACUAGAAGCGGAAUUUUCCAAAUGGGAUAAAGAAAUAAAGGAUGAGAUUGCGGUUGCUAAGAGAGUUGCCAGUAAGGAUGCGAAGGAUCAACUGGCUGCUUCCGAGGAGAAACGCAAGAAGGACUUGCUGGUGUUUAACCUGGAUGUUGAGGUACGCAGGAAGGAACGGGAAUUGGAAGGCAUCGACGAUCAAAUCAAGGAGCAGGAAGGUGCCACGGAGCAAAUAAACCGGAGCUUGGCAGAUGCCAAUUCGGAUCUGGAAGCAUUGCAGCACGAGCAUAAACGACUGUUCCAGUCUUGGGGAGAGGUUAUAGUUGCUAUUCAGCAACGAGACAGAGUGUUGUCCAAGACGAAAGACGAUUUGGAGGGCGUCUAUGAGGAACAUAAGGUGAUCAAGAGUAAGACGGAUAUUACCAAAAAGACUGUUGCGAAGGAAAUGGAGCAAAACGAAAAGCUAUCGGGCUUCAAAGCCCGUAUUCAGGGGGAUAUUCAUGUACUGGAAAAGCAAGUUAACAAGGAACAGGAAGAAGAGGAUAAACUUUCCCGUGAACUUGACCACUACGCCUUGAUCUUGGAACAAACGGAAGCAGAUAUGUUGAAAGCUCAACAGGAGGGUCUGCUAAUCGAGAACCAUCUGAAAUCAUUGCGCCAAACUUUGAACAAGCAGAACCAGAAGAAAUUUGAACUUGAGGAGCAGAUUCUGGAGCUGCUACAGGAUCAGAUUACCACUGAUAAGGCUGGGGAGGCACAAGGCAAGACACUUCGAGAAACACAGGAGAAACGUCGCGAGCUGGAGAUUGCCAUGUCUGAUACGGAGAAUCAGCUUUCGAUCGUAUUGUUGGAUUUGGAAAAGUGGCGCGGAGUCGUUGAGCGAUCCAAAGCUGAGGUGCAAAAAAUGAAGACUGAGCAUGACUCGAUGGACGCUGAGGCAAGGAAAUACGACGAUGAAAUUAAAACUAUCAAGGAAAUAAUUUCGGCGAAGCUGCGAAAAUUGGACGGCCUGAAUCGCCAACUGGAACAACUGAUCACCCAGGCUGGGGGACAAGAGCUCAAUCCAGAUGAGCUGAAGUUGCUUGACGUGCAGCAAGACAUACUGGAAUUGGAUGCGAAGAUUAAGGAGGCGCAAGAAACUUGGCUGAAGCUACAAAACAGCGUUGUGAAUCUCUCGGAGAAGCGUGUUCAACAGUUGAAUGAAAUCAACUAUUCCAGAAAGAAAUUGUUGUUAGUUGAGCAGAAGGCUAUCAAGAUCGAAACCCGUUUGGAGGAAGUUGUCAAUGAAAAUCGGGAAAUUGUACGCUCAUUGUCGGCACUUAAUUCCCGCCUGGACGCCGUCAGCUUGGAGUUGUUCAAAACUAAGAAAGUCCAUGAGAAAGAAGAAAUGGAAUGUGAAAUUUCUCAUCAACAAACCACAGAACGCUUGAAGGAAGCCGAGAUGUCCAUUCUAAAUCUUGAACAAGAUCUCAAGGAUUUGGGUAAGGAGAUUGAAGACUGCAAGCAGGAGGUAUUGGAAAAGCAUCGUGAAGCGUUAUCCUGGGAAACAAAAUACAAAAUGUCCGCUGAAGCAAAGAAGUUCAAAGAAGAAGAAUCCGCCCAAAACAGUGAGAUAGGGAUCAUGAAGGCUGAGAUUCAUCGCAUGCAAGUACGCUAUGCCCAACUUAAACGAAUGCAGGAAAAAUUGGUCACGGACCUGGAGAACACGGUUCACCACAGGGAGCACAUCUACGAUACAGUCAACGCUAGAGAGAAGGUCUAUGGAAGCAAAUUUAAAUCCCGUUCCACGAUGCAGCAUAAAAUCAACGAGUUAAAGAAUAAAUUGAAAGUUGUAUUUGGUGAAAUAUCUGAUGCGGAGAAAAACUUGAUUGAAAUUGAUACUGCCCAGAAACUUUUGCAAGCGGAAAUAGAAAACAAGAAGCAGCAGAUUGAAGAAGAGAGAAUCCAAACCAGCUUGAUAAGAGCUGAAGUUGAACAAGCCACGCUUUUAAAGCAAGAGAACUUGGAUUACAUCGUUCGUCAUCAGUACCGAGCCAGGCGUUACCGGGCCUUUGCAAAUGCUACCCAUCUUCCUAAGUUCCGUAACGAAAUACUGAUUCAAGCGGAUUUGCAACGUCAACGAGAGAUCAAUGAAACGAUUGUUGGGAUCGUUGAAAAUUUGAUUCUGGAUUUUCCGAAUCAAAAGUUUAAUCUGUCCAAAAUAUUGCAAACUUUGAAGUAAUUCUAUCAACGGCUUUGAAAUAAUUGGUGUGGUGUGAUGUUUCGGAUUUAGAAUUGAGUGGUGUGAACUUUUAAAAAUAAUUUAAUAGAAGUUUAUUUUCGAUCAACAAUA